AUGGUAGCAAUUUCCAUAACACGAAUUCACGAUACUUCACUUCCUCAUUUCUCAACUGAUAGCACUAAUAACGAGAACAAUGAUCUAUCUACCUAUUGCGAACCUAACGCAGGCAUUGAUAUUCUUGUGCUCUCUUUCUUGGAUAUAUACGGCUUAACAGGAAAUAUCCCUUCUGGUAAUAUCGGAAACUACGGUUAUAUCGGCACGACUGUAGCUACUUGCCAGGAAGCCGGCAUUAAGAUAAUUUUAUCAAUUGGAGGCGCAGGUAGCUCUUAUUCUGUUCAAUCUCUGUCCCAGGCUGUGGCUAUUGGCAAGUAUCACUGGGAAGCCUACGGCUACUCCGGUAGUACUUCUGUGCAACGACCAUUUGGUAUUGUUUUUGUAAAUGGCUUUGAUUUUGACGUUGAUUUAAAUGCUGGGAACCAGUUUUACCAAUAUUUAAUCUCAACUCUCCGGUCUAACUUUGCCAGCGAUCCCACGAAUACAUACUACACUACGGGUGCCCCACAAUAUUUCAGCUCUGAGUUUGAUUAUCUCUGGAUUCAAUUCUACAAUAACAACGGCGUACCCGCCAAUACUCUCGCUGCCAACGGCAAUGCCGGCGGCGCGAUUUACUACGCCACGCCCUCUCAAUUCGCCUCUACUGUCCAAGACACCAGAUCUAGCCCGGCGUUCGGUGGGAUAAUGAUGUGGGAUGCUGGUUACUCUGAUGCUAACGUGAACAACGGAUGCACCUAUGCGCAAGAAGCGAAGAAUAUUCUCCUAGCUGGUUCCCCGUGCGGUGGCUCACUACCUGUCAGCUCAAGCCUCUCGACGACCACGGCGAAACCCACCAAGUCCGCCACUAGCACCAGAUCAGUCUCGGGAACGAGUCCAACAGGCACAGUUCCCCAAUGGGGCCAGUGUGGCGGCGAGGGGUACAUAGGUCCAACUCAGUGUAUCCCCCCCUUCAAAUGUGUGGAAUCAAGCCAAUAG
Messenger RNA from Trichoderma virens Gv29-8, 975 nucleotides. RefSeq lists its product as uncharacterized. Gene Ontology annotation, biological process: carbohydrate metabolic process. Gene Ontology annotation, cellular component: extracellular region. NCBI's taxonomy places the organism in Eukaryota, Fungi, Ascomycota, Sordariomycetes, Hypocreales, Hypocreaceae. The record is from RefSeq and is a predicted model, not a curated record. The coding region runs from base 1 to 975 and encodes 324 amino acids. The transcript is spliced from 7 exons. Gene Ontology annotation, molecular function: chitinase activity; cellulose binding.